Nerophis lumbriciformis (worm pipefish) is the source of this 882-nucleotide messenger RNA. The record is from RefSeq and is a predicted model, not a curated record. Lineage: Eukaryota; Metazoa; Chordata; Actinopteri; Syngnathiformes; Syngnathidae.
AUGGGUAACUGCUGGGCCUUUUGUGUACGACUUUUCAGAAGGGAGGCGAACAGGAUUCAAAGAGGAGGCGGGUCCAAAUACUUUCGCAGCAGCACCACUGGAGAACAUUAUACAAUAGAGUUUGAAAAUCUUGUAGAAAGUGAUGAGGAACAAAGUCCUCAACCUUGCCCAAGGCCCAUCAGUGAGGAUGAACUGAAGAACCUUCGGGAGCAUCGAUAUGCUGACAUCUCCAACAAGCAGGUUCUAAUCGACCAAAAGCUCCAAGCGGAGUUAGAGGCACAAGAGGAGAGGUUGAGGCUAGAAGAGGAGGCUAGAAAUGCUGCCCAGCGGGAGGCCGCCAGGUUGGCACGUGAACGAAAAGUCAAGGAGCACUUGGCCCAGAGAACGAGAGGGAAAGCAGAUGGGUGCGGCAGUGAACCUCAACUGAGAAAGCAACCCGGGGAUGGUUUCGACCCCUCCCUCCAGAAUGUCAAAGCCCAGUCGGAGGCUUUCAGAAGCAAUAGACUUCCCUCAGACACAAAUGCGGUGACGCCUAACACCGAAUGCAGCUGGGACUUCACCACCAAGACGCGCUCCACCAAUGAUGACGCCACUUCACUGGAUCUUGAGUGGGAGGAUGAGGAGGGAAUUAACCGAGCACUUCCAGCCUGGGAGAGGUCUCGGACAGAAGAGGACAUCCUGCGUGCCGCCUUGAGGCCUGGCGGGAAGCAAGCACACAGCGGCCCCACCUCGACCUCAGAGGACUCAAACGCGCUAGAGUGGGAGAAUGAUUUUGUGAGUACCCACCCUGAGGACGGUGCAGACCCGGAAUUUGAGGGUUUUGUAAAUCCAGUGCUUGACACACCCUCAGAAGACGCAUCGGACCAUGGCCAGGACAGAUAG